AUGAAAAGUGUAAUUUUCGCUACUUUUCUAGUAGCUUCGCUGUUGGCUACUAGUUUUGUAUUGGUAUCUGGUGUGAAUAUUACAUGGGGUUACAUUGGUCCUUAUGAUCGAAUUAUUGCUCGUGAUUUUGUUCAGCACGAGGCGAAUUGGUUUACCAAACACAAGGAAAUUGUAAAUUAUCCACCAAAGGGUCAUCAAAGUUUCCGGCAAUUGUCAGCCAUACGUGUUUUGGAUUUGGGUGGCAAAAAGAACUUCGGUUAUGCCACACUCCUAAAGGGUGGUCCCGGCCACUUUAACAGUACCAUUGAAGUGAGAUCACAAGCACGGAAACCCGUCAACAUGACUAUUGAGUAUUUCUCCCGAUUUUAA
Messenger RNA from Musca vetustissima, 369 nucleotides. RefSeq lists its product as uncharacterized. The record is from RefSeq and is a predicted model, not a curated record. The coding region runs from base 1 to 369 and encodes 122 amino acids. NCBI's taxonomy places the organism in Eukaryota, Metazoa, Arthropoda, Insecta, Diptera, Muscidae. The transcript is spliced from 2 exons.